GCUGUUAUUACUACUCAUAUAUUUAUUAUUGUUGCAACGGUCACGUACGUCGCAGCUCGAUAACAAACAACACCGCCUGGUCUGUUUGUUUUUCUUUCGUUUAUCACAUAACCAAUUCUCUCGGUUUUUUGUUUCUUCGACUAUCACAACUCGACAUUAUUUCGCACGAAUCGAAACUGCAUUUCCAUUCGCCUUUAUGAGUGGUGAUAAUUAAACGAGUGGUAAUUAUAUUAUAACUCGAGACACGUAGCCACACAACCGUAGGAUAUAUACAAACACAUAUUUCUUGACCAGAAGGGGAUACUUGCAUUGAAAAAAAAACUAAACACAGUUAUAUAAUAUAUAUAUAUAUACAGGUGAUUUGUUCUCGUUAAACAAAUCUGUGUCUUGUUAGUUUUUCUAUAUUGCUUGUGUGUCGGCCUGGGGUAGUAAGAUUUUUGUUGUAUUAUUUUGUUUUUUGGAUGAGGAAAUAAUGGGUCUGAUGCUAAGGAUCUGCACAGCACUGAAUCAUUGAAUCAGGUGGAACAGUUUUGUUCUUGGUUGUGUUUUUUCUUCCCCCCCUUCGAUAGGUAGUGUUUGUGAGUGACAAGAAAUAAUAGCAGAGCAAUGUCUGCGAACAACCUGAACAACGUCGGCAUCACCAGCAGCGUGGCAAACGCACUCGUCGCAGGUGUCGGCGGCAUGAAGAAGGGCAGCGCGACCAGCAGCAACAGUUCUAUGGCCAAUACACCGGCCAGCACGCCCAUCACCAACGGCCAGAUCACAAGUCCACCGCCAAAUAAUAACGCUCCAAAAUAUGGUACGCUCGUGCCGAACAGGAUAUUCGUGGGCGGAAUCUCUGCGAACACGACCGAAGCGGAACUGCUGCAGCUCUUCAGCAGCUAUGGUACAGUGAAGGCAGCCAAAAUCAUCCAGGAUAGAGCAGGCGUCUCCAAAGGAUACGGCUUCAUCACCUUCGAGAGCGAGGACGACGCCAAACGGCUGCAACGCGAGGCCGACAACAUCGUGCUGCGCGAACGCAAGCUUAACAUUGCACCAGCAAUAAAAAAGCAGCCGUUCAGCCGGACGUUCGAUGCGUCCAGCCCUCCGGCAGUUGCCGCCGGAAACCCGCAGUACUUUUUCCAGCCAGGAGCGAUGCCUUACUUCCAAGGAGGUGUCGCCUAUUAUCCACAGCCGCCAACCGGUCCAGCCGAUCCAACCGCCCAACAACAAAAUGUUUACCAACCUCCUUCAGUGUAUCCACCACAAUCCGCUCCUCCGCAGACCGCCGCCGCUUAUCAACCCGUGAUCUAUCAAACCCAGCCGAUUUACAUGCCGCAGCAGUACCCGAUGCACGUACCGUACGAGUACGGCUUCUUUCCAAACGGCGGUACGCAAUACAUGGUGGGGGGCCAGGGCGGGUCCCAGUCCCAGAUGCAGCCCGCUGCCGCCGCCGCAGCCGCCGCUGCGGCCGCAGCAGCCGCCAUGCAACAGCAGCAGCAGCAGCAACGCGCCAACAGCCCACCUGGUGGAGGCGGCGGCCCGCCAUGCUACGGACAACAGCUUCCGCCGCAGAUGCCGCCCCCAUACGCAGGAACCCCGGACGGCACCGUGUACUAUAACGUACCACAAAUUUAUGGGGGACCCAUCGACGGCGGCCCGGUGUACGCCGCAGAUCCGACCGUCGCCGGCAUGGAUGUCGUGUCCAUGCCCAACGGGAACAUCACAGAGGAUUACGAGGGCGCAGCCAGGCAGCAACCUCAGGUUCAACCGCAACAACAGCAGCAGCCAGUUGCAAACAGUAGCGAGAAGGACUGUAGUGUAGUAGAUCAUUGUAGUAAGACGGAGAGUGGUACCGCCAGACAGUCGUCGUCGUCCUCCUCCUCCUUGUUGAAUGUGACGCCUGUUAUUUCGUUGCUGAACAUCGAUCAGAAGGAGAAGGACUUGUCCUCGAUGAAAAGCGGGAGGCGCCAGAAAGCAGUAGUAGUUAGCUCGAAUGUACACAACAAUCAGUUUCACCACUUGCAACAUAAUCAGCAUUAUCAUCAUCAGCAGCAGCAGCAGCACAACCACCACCACCACUAUCAUCAUCAGCAGCAACAGCAGCAGCAGCACCACCUCCAGCAACAACACCAUUAUUCGCAGAACGGUUACCAAUCGUUCGGACAUCAACAACAACAACAUCCGUUCUACCAGGGCUAUUACACCUAUACCGAUAAGUACAACGCGCGCAAAUGGCGCAAGAGCGACAGCUGCAGCGUUCGCACAGACUCGAACUCGUCGGCCAGCGUCGUCGAUGAGAACAGGAACGAAGAGAAGCUGACAACAACUCCGUCGUCGAACGCUAGUAGUAACAGUAACACAGUGUCGACCCAAAUGGUUCAUUACAAGCACCAAUACAACAACAGGAACUACUCGAUGUAUCAGCCGAACCACCAGCAGCAACAACAACAACAACAACACAAUCACCACAACCAGCACCCGCAGCAGCAGCGCAGAUUCGGCUCCUCCGCAGUAGCCGUCGGUCCUCAGCCCACCUUUCCCAAGCACCACUACGCCAAGAGCAACAAUCCCCCCUCUAAAACGCCAUCCUCUGUUGUUCCCCAGAUGCACGCCGGCAGCCAGCACUUUGUCCCGCCCAGCCGUCGAAACAGGCGCAACGUGAGACGCAACGGGUCGUCCACGAUGGGCGGCGAAAUGGGCGGAGCCGGUGACGCCCCCCUUCCCAAUACCGACGUCGUUUCCGAGGCCUGCACCAAGCUGGACGGUCUCAAGUUGUAAACAUUCUUGCCGUCACACUCUUUUUUUUUACAUUGAAGACCCCCCCCCUUAUCAACCCCAAUCUAAAACACCACCCACCCUUGACUAUAAAACGAAAAAUAAUACUAACACUCAGCUUCCCCAAAACUUUUCUUUCUGAUUCUCUUGACACGCGUAGAAUUUAUAGAAGGACAGAUUAGAGACAGUAGCAUAUAUACACAUAUAUAUAUAUAUAAAUAAUCUGCGGCAAGAUUAAUUAUUAAAAAAAAAAGACUGUGAAUAUCUUGGUACAAG
Messenger RNA from Nicrophorus vespilloides, 3033 nucleotides. Its product is annotated as GATA zinc finger domain-containing protein 10-like. Lineage: Eukaryota; Metazoa; Arthropoda; Insecta; Coleoptera; Silphidae. The transcript has 7 exons. Bases 607 to 2760 code for a protein of 717 amino acids. The record is from RefSeq and is a predicted model, not a curated record. Gene Ontology annotation, molecular function: RNA binding.